AUGGAACACCGGCAGCAAAAUACACCAGAAGGAAAUAUCAUGGACCAGUAUCUUGACCGUCAAAAUCAAGUGACUGGGAAUUGCGAUAUCAUGAGGUCUAAAGGAAACUCAGAGCCCACAACGUUCAUAUAUCCAUCAGGACUGAAAUUGGUUCUUAUCUUUGUGGCUCUGUGCUUAACGGUUUUCUUGGUCGCCUUGGACCAAACCAUUAUAGCUACCGCCAUCCCGACGAUCACCUCUCAAUUCCAUAGCGUGGAAGAUAUUGGAUGGUAUGGUAGUGCUUUUCUCCUCACCACAUGCAGCUUCCAACUGUUUUUUGGCAAGCUCUACACUCUGUUACCCAUCAAAUGGACAUUUGUUGUCGCUGUUUUAAUAUUCGAAAUCGGCUCGGCGAUUUGCGGUGCCAGCCCCAAUUCCCUCGCCCUCAUCAUUGGACGAGCUGUGGCCGGCAUUGGAGGCGCAGGCAUCUUUUCCGGCGCAUUGAUUAUUAUCGCCAAAUCAGUACCCCUCUCAAAGCGACCAGUCUUCACGGGCGUAAUUGGAGCGGUGUGGGGUAUAGCCAGUGUUGCCGGUCCUUUAUUAGGAGGCGCUUUUACAACUCACGUUUCUUGGCGCUGGUGCUUCUAUAUUAAUCUCCCUGUCGGCGCCGCGACCAUCCCGCUCAUUAUCUUUUUCCUUCCCUCGCAGGGGCCACGAAUGAAACCCCAACAAAACAUCUGGGAUAUUUUCGGCCAAUUUGAUCCCUACCCUUGGAGUGACGGCCGCAUUAUUGCUUUGUUGACUGCAUUCGGUGUACUUCUUGUUGCUUGGGUCAUAGUUCAAUGGCGUGGCGGCGAUAAUGCCACAGUGCCGCUUCGGGUUUUGCGACAACGCUCUGUUGCAUUUUCGACAUUUUACAUCUUCUUUGGAAGCGCAUCAUUCGUUCUGUUGAUAUACUACUUGCCAAUUUGGUUUCAAGCAAUCAAAUAUGACGCCGCAGAUCAGUCGGGCAUCCAUAGCCUACCAACUGUGUUGAGCGUCGUGGUAUUUGCCAUUAUGGGUGGACUAAGCGUCACUGUUGUUGGAUACUACACCCCAUUUAUGAUAGCAGGGUCGAUGGUCAUGGCGAUUGGCGCAGGCCUAUUUCUCCUAUUUAGAACAAAUACCUCCCUUGCGAUGUGGCUGGGAUUUCAAGUCGUCUUCGGUGCAGGAGCUGGGAUCGGACUUGAGCUCCCAAACAUCGCUGUCCAGACUGUUCUCCCCGAGAAGGACGUCUCCAUCGGUACAUGCUUGGUGGUAUUCGCUCGCUCCCUUGGGGGUGCUAUUUUUGUCUCAGUAGGACAAAAUGUUUUCAGUAACUGUAUCGUCUCUGGUAUCCUUGCCCGUGUUCCCGAGCUGGAUCCCUACAUUAUCCUGCAGACCGGGGCGACUGAGUUACGGCAUGAAGUGAAACAAUCCAGUUUGGGGGACGACAAAGUGCUAGCUGUGGUCCUGGAAAUCUACAACGAUGCCAUUGUCCAAGCAUUUGUACUCGCCUUGGCCUUGGCCUGUAUAUCAAUUGUGGGUGCAAUUGGCGUCGAAUGGCGAACAGUGAAAAAGCUCCCCACAGAGAGACAGAUUUGA
Messenger RNA from Penicillium waksmanii, 1602 nucleotides. RefSeq names its product MDR family MFS transporter. Gene Ontology annotation, biological process: transmembrane transport. NCBI's taxonomy places the organism in Eukaryota, Fungi, Ascomycota, Eurotiomycetes, Eurotiales, Aspergillaceae. The record is from RefSeq and is a predicted model, not a curated record. Gene Ontology annotation, molecular function: transmembrane transporter activity. The transcript has 8 exons. Bases 1 to 1602 code for a protein of 533 amino acids.